AGGUCCCUUCCUCCAAAGACACAAAGGUGCUGAGCAGUGUCACCCGUGUCAAACUGUCCCAUGAAUAUUUCAGAGGGCUGAUGCUUCUUCUGAUGCCAACAGCAGCCGUAAAGCGCCUAUAAAGAGCGAGUGCUUUGACACAGGAACACAGGACACCUCCAAACCCUCUGCAGACUUCGCACUUUUCUCACCCACUGAAAAGAAGCACUCCCCCCGGUUGUGUGUCAGCACCAUGGUCAGCGCUCGGGCUCUUCUCCUCGCAGCCACCUGCUGCUGCACCUACCUGUGGCUCGCUCGUGCAGAAGACUCUUCACUGGAGACGCGCUCAUUGGAUUUUCCUUUGAAAACGCAACAGGAGAAAGACCUGAUUGACGCGUUGCAAGAAGUUUUGGAGAAGCUGAGGAGCAAAGAGAUGCCCUUAGAGAAAAAGCUUGGCUGGCUGCCUUCGUGUGACGCCGGGGAGCCGUGCGCCGUGCGUAAAGGCGCGCGUAUCGGCACGCUGUGCAGCUGUCCCCGGGGGACUUCAUGUAACUUUUAUGUUCUUAAAUGUUUAUGAAGUGGUAAAAAAUAACAAUGAAUGAAAGAAAACACAGGAGAGAGUUCAGGAGUUUGGAGUGACAAAAUCUGCUUUCAUUCUCCAAGGACAAAAAUAAAUGUAAUAUGUGAUAAAUAAUAAAGGACGCUUUUCUUUUAUAAACGUGGACUGGAAAAUGUUAGAAUAUAGGCUUUGAAUGAACUUGAAAGUCUGUGUGUGAUCUGUAUUUUUUUUCCGUCAGGGAAGUUAUUUGUGAGGAAUUGUUAAAGAUCUGGAAUGCAAGUUUGUCAUAAAUCAUUUUAACUUGUACUUUUUGUUUGUAUUUGUUCUGUUGUUGUUGUUGUUGCUGUUAUAUAGCGAAUUGUUGAAUAUAUAUCAUAGUAUCGGUUUCCAAACACAUUUGUAAGAUAAUGCCAAUAAAUCAACUAAAUCAUA
This is a messenger RNA of Etheostoma cragini (Arkansas darter), 970 nucleotides long. Its product is annotated as cocaine- and amphetamine-regulated transcript protein-like. Lineage: Eukaryota; Metazoa; Chordata; Actinopteri; Perciformes; Percidae. Gene Ontology annotation, molecular function: neuropeptide hormone activity. Bases 233 to 556 code for a protein of 107 amino acids. The record is from RefSeq and is a predicted model, not a curated record. Gene Ontology annotation, biological process: adult feeding behavior; positive regulation of MAPK cascade; negative regulation of appetite. The transcript has 3 exons.